CUCCCCCCUCGCAUCACCAAUAAUGUCGGAGCGCGGACACUUCCGGGGCGGACGUGGCGGUGGCCGGGGCGGCGGUGACCGCGGUGGACGCGGCGGCGGGCGCGGCGGAGCCCACGGCCAAGGCCACGAGCGCCCCAAGAAGGAAAACAUCCUUGACCUGGGCAAGCUCAUGGACAAGGAGAUCACCGUCAAGUUCAAUGGCGGCAGGGAAGUGACCGGAACACUCAAGGGCUACGACCAGCUCAUGAACCUAGUGCUGGACGAUGUCAAGGAGAUCAUGCGCGACGAAGAAGGCAACCAGUCCACCCGCUCCCUCGGCCUGAUUGUCGCGCGCGGCACUCUGCUCGUCCUGAUCUCUCCCCUCGACGGCAGCGAGGAGAUUGCCAACCCGUUCGCGCCGCCCGAGGACGAGUGAACGUAUUGUGCAGGAACAACGCGACGACAAACUUGACGACGACCAUCUGGACCGCAUGGUCUGGCCCAGCUCGAGAAGAGCAGCAUGGUACGAUUCUUGACGGUCCAGAGAAGCUAGGACAGACAUACUGUAACGGAGAAGAAGAAAACGGACAAAGGAUCCGGGUCUGGUAAGCAGUGGAAGGCGUAGAGCUAACUACGCGCUCGAGGUUUGUCACAUAGGCUCAGCUACCCAUAUACCAAAAAAGCAGCCUUGAACAAGGCUCUCGUACCAAC
Molecule: messenger RNA, 690 nt
Organism: Aplosporella prunicola CBS 121167
Lineage: Eukaryota; Fungi; Ascomycota; Dothideomycetes; Botryosphaeriales; Aplosporellaceae
Exons: 3
Coding region: 23-415 (130 amino acids)
Biological process (GO): mRNA splicing, via spliceosome; nuclear-transcribed mRNA catabolic process
Cellular component (GO): U12-type spliceosomal complex; catalytic step 2 spliceosome; Lsm1-7-Pat1 complex
Molecular function (GO): RNA binding
Source: RefSeq, a predicted model, not a curated record